AUGGCGGAUUCUCCCGCGCAAGUGCUUGGUCAAGGCGUCGGCUGGGCCGUCGUUGUCGGCCUCGGUUUCGCCUUCGCCGGCCUGAUGAUGCUCAUUACGCUCAUCCAGGACCGGCUUACCGAUCACGACUCGAAGAAUGUCGAAGAAUUCAAUAGCGCAAGCCGCUCCGUCAAGCCAGGUCUCGUCGCAGCUGGUAUUGUGUCUGCGUGGACGUGGGCCGCGUCGCUGCUGCAGAGCUCCGUGAUGACCUUCAACUACGGUGUGUCGGGAGCAUACUGGUACGCGGCCGGCGCCUCGUUGCAAAUUUUCCUGUGUGCCGUUAUGGCCUGCAAAAUCAAGACCUGUGCGCCAUUCGUGGCGACCUAUCUGCAAGUGGUCCGCAUCCGCUACGGCAAAAAGGUGCACGCGCUGUUUGUCGCCUUCGCGCUCGUCACCAACCUGCUCGUCUCGUCGCAGCUCGUGCUCGGUGGCGCAGCGGUCGUCACCGAGCUCACCGGCCUUCAUGUCCUUGCCGGUGUCUUUUUGAUUCCCACGAGUGUCGCGGUGUACACAGUGACGGGUGGUCUGCGUGCGACGUUCAUUGCCGACUACUCGCACACGAUCGGACUCUUCGUCAUUAUCCUCUACUUCUUCUUCUCGAUCUGGACCGGAAACGGGAAGAUUGGCAGCCUGGAGAAGAUGUCCGAGAUGCUCACGGCCAGUGCACAGGCCAACCCGGUCGAGGGCAACGCGGGCGGCUCGUACCUCACGAUGCGCUCCAAGCACGGCCUCAUCUUUGGCGUGAUCAAUAUCUGUGGUAACCUCGCGACCGUGUUCUGCGACCAGUCGUACCACCAGCGCUCGAUUGCGUCGCUGCCCACGACCGCCGCCCGCGGUUUCCUGCUGGGUGGCAGUGCCUGGUUCCCGAUUCCCUUCCUUUUUGCCACUACAAUGGGCCUCGCUGCACGCGCACUCAUGGGGACCGACCCGACCAUGGCAAAGCUCACUGAGCUGCAGAUCACUUCGGGACUUCCUGCGCCCUCGGUCGCGGUCGCAAUGUGCGGCAAGGGCGGUGCGGUCGCCGUGCUGAUUCUCAUCUUCUUGGCGGUGACUUCGGCGACGUCCGCGCAGCAGAUUGCCGUCUCGUCCGUCUUUACCUUUGACCUGUACAAGGUGUACUUUAAGAGCGAUGCGAGCGGCAAGCACAUCCAACUGGUCUCGCACGCCGUCGUGCUGGUCUGGGCGCUGAUCAUGGCCAUCUUUGGUUUGAUUUGGAACUAUGCCGGCAUCUCGCUCGGCUGGCUCUACCUGAUGAUGGGCAUUAUUGUCUCUCCUGCCGUCUUCCCCAUCUUUGGUACAUUGACGUGGAAGAAGACGAACCCCGCGGGAUGUGUGACCGGCAUGCUUGUCGGUCUAAGCCUCGGUAUCCUGAGCUGGCUCGUGACGGCCUACGCGCUGUACGGCGAGGUGACGAUCGCCACGACCAACAAGCAGUACCCCACGCUGGCGGGCAACCUCGUGUCGAUUUGUGUCUCGACCAUCAUCACCAGCGUCUGGAGUCUGAUCUCGCCGCAGAACUACAACUUUGCGGCCACGCGUGCGUUCAACGCGCCGGAGGACGCACUUGCGGAGCCGGACAUGCCGGUGCUGCUCAAGGACGGCUCCGGUACGGCUACCCCCGAGGAUCUCGACAAGGCCGAAAAGUCUUGCGCCACCUCGAUGCACUACCGCGACCCCGGCGAGGACAACAUUGAAUACGUCCGUGCCGCUGGUCUCGAUCCUGCGGUGAUUGACCAAGCGGCGAAGCGUGUCAUUUGGAUCUCGUCCAUUACCUCGUUUAUUCUGGUGGUUCUCAUACCGGCAGUCGCGACAUCGGAGCGAAUUUGGAAACCAGCUGGUCUGGGUGCGUGGGUCUGGCUCGGUUUUGUGUGGCUCUUGUACUCUAUCGCUACGGUGGGUAUUCUGCCGCUAUGGGAAGAUCGUGCCGAGCUUUGGGUCGUGCUGAAAGGCGCGGUUCACUUUGGGAAGAAGGAUGCCUAA
This is a messenger RNA of Malassezia japonica, 2019 nucleotides long. RefSeq lists its product as uncharacterized. The coding region runs from base 1 to 2019 and encodes 672 amino acids. Gene Ontology annotation, biological process: urea transmembrane transport. The record is from RefSeq and is a predicted model, not a curated record. NCBI's taxonomy places the organism in Eukaryota, Fungi, Basidiomycota, Malasseziomycetes, Malasseziales, Malasseziaceae. Gene Ontology annotation, molecular function: urea transmembrane transporter activity. The transcript has a single exon. Gene Ontology annotation, cellular component: plasma membrane.